Molecule: messenger RNA, 658 nt
Organism: Ochlerotatus camptorhynchus
Lineage: Eukaryota; Metazoa; Arthropoda; Insecta; Diptera; Culicidae
Gene: Arl2
Product: ADP ribosylation factor-like 2
Exons: 2
Coding region: 62-616 (184 amino acids)
Biological process (GO): protein folding
Cellular component (GO): microtubule cytoskeleton; cytoplasm
Molecular function (GO): GTP binding; GTPase activity
Source: RefSeq, a predicted model, not a curated record
UUUCGUAAACUAUAAAUUUCAUAUAAAAAACUGUGAUUAUUGAUAAACUGUACCGUUAAAAAUGGGAUUUUUAACUAUCUUGAAGAAAAUGAAGCAAAAAGAAAAGGAAAUGCGAAUAUUACUGCUUGGAUUGGACAAUGCCGGUAAAACGACAAUCCUCAAACGGUUCAACGGCGAGCCAAUAGAUCAAAUUUCUCCAACGCUCGGUUUUAACAUUAAAACCUUGGAGUAUAAUAACUACACACUGAACAUGUGGGAUGUGGGUGGACAAAAGUCGCUCCGGUCGUACUGGAGAAACUACUUCGAGUGUACCGACGGGCUGGUGUGGGUGGUGGACAGUACCGAUCGAAUGCGUAUGGACUCGUGCCGGGAGGAGCUGGCUUUGCUGCUACAAGAGGAGCGAUUAGCCGGAGCUACACUGCUGGUGUUAGCUAAUAAGCAGGAUUUACCAGGAGCACUCACGGCGAAUGAAAUCAAAGAAGUGCUGCAGUUGGAGAAGAUUGAAACUCAUCAUUGGGCGAUCCACGGAGUCAGUGCCGUAACGGGAGGGAAACUGGUGGAAGCCAUCGAUUGGCUUGUGGAUGACAUUUCCAAACGGAUUUUCACAUUAGAUUAAUUGGUAAGUCUUUUAUUGCAUAAAUAUAAUCUUAUUUAUUUA